Botrytis cinerea B05.10 is the source of this 1584-nucleotide messenger RNA. RefSeq lists its product as hypothetical. Bases 396 to 1022 code for a protein of 208 amino acids. Lineage: Eukaryota; Fungi; Ascomycota; Leotiomycetes; Helotiales; Sclerotiniaceae. The transcript has 4 exons. The record is from RefSeq and is a predicted model, not a curated record.
GAACUACGAGGAGAUUCGCCCGCAUCAGAUAAUCAGAAACAAGUCUCUCUCACCGCGAUGGCAUUAUCAAUUGUUAUCUUAAAGCGUGCCUUUACAUACUCUUUUACACCUCAAACUUCACCCCAAGUGAUACUUGUACUCUCAUCAGAAAGACAGGAGUGAUAAGAGUCUGCUUCGUUUCUCAGCUUCAAGGUCGCUUGCUCACUUACAACUAGCAGUAAUACUCAGGCACAAUAUCAACCACCUACAAUCCUACUUUCAUAUCUGAAGCUUUCUGCUUCAAGUCUGUCCAUUUGUUUAUUCCCCAUGCAAGAUCUUUACAGUUCGUGAAACCCACCUACCAUAAAUUGUUCUAGUAUCUGCACACCAUCUUGCAUUUGCGCCUUCCGAGUAUAAUGGCUGAAACAUCAAACCACCGUCAAUCUAUUGGAGAACCCGAAGACCCACUCGAAUCACCCUCACGAGAAAGAGAUCAAUGGGAAUCUACUGAACUCUCAGAAUUGGAACACAUUAGGCAGAAUUAUACACACGCCUCAUCUACUCAUGCAUUGGGUCCUGGUAGUACAGCACCCGAUGGAUUUUUUGGUCAAUUGGCUUUUAAUGUCUCAAAGUUCUGGAGACACCAAAUCAGUGUAACCGUUGACCAUGUUGCAUGUAGAGAUCAUCUCGCUCUCGAACGCACUUUCUUAGCAUAUCUCAGGACUUCACUGGCCUUGUCAAUGUUGGGCGUAUCAAUUGCACAGCUAUUCCGAUUGCAGCAUUCCCCCACACCAAACCCACUCAUAGGGUUCUUCGUACUUGGCAAACCUCUGGCCUGCAUAUGUCAAGGUGCUGCAAUAACAACUUUAUUGGUGGGAAGUAUCAGGAGCUGGAGACAUCAAAAUGCCAUUGUGAGAGGUAAAGCUCUUUCGGGAGGAUUUGAAGUCCUUCUCAUCGGGGUUGGAUUCUUCCUUAUUUUUCUAACGUUCCUUGUGCUUUUGAUUGCUGUGGAUGUCAUAAAAGAACAUCUGAAGUCUGAUUAAGUGGCGGUGUUCAUUAGCUGACCUUUCAAGAAUCGAAAUGUGAUGGACAAAUGACCUCUACUUCGGACUCUCCGGACUAUUAUUUCCUUGGAGCAAAUGAUUAUAAGUCUGCCCAUCUGACUUCGGUUUAUCGGGGGAAUCGGGGAGGCAUAUAUUAACAGCCAAGAACAUCCCGCUGUUGCACGUGCUUGAACUAUAUUGAGGGGAGAGAAGAACGGUUGAUUUCGUUCUUAGGCACUAACUGCCGAACAACGGUAGUUCGACGACCGUAAAGUUGAUGCGAUUUCACAUGGGAAACUAUUGAUGGAUAAUUUCAAUCUGCAUAUGUAGCAAGAUAGCACCAGCUGCGGAACAUUUAUGACAUGCCCGAAGGAUGUGAUGAGAAUACCUGUGCCCGGAUGAGCAGCGCUUUCGGCACGGCGUGCCUUUUGUAAUGAUGUUCAUACAGGGACAAGGGAAGAAGUAGCGAACCAUGAUACAGAAUAGAUACCCAUUCCCUGACUGCUGAUAUGACAGCCCUCGCAGCAGUUUGACUCACAGAUUCAUUAAAUGCACUUGACCA